Molecule: messenger RNA, 1593 nt
Organism: Euleptes europaea (tarantolino)
Lineage: Eukaryota; Metazoa; Chordata; Lepidosauria; Squamata; Sphaerodactylidae
Product: sphingomyelin phosphodiesterase 5-like
Exons: 7
Coding region: 1-1593 (530 amino acids)
Biological process (GO): sphingomyelin metabolic process
Cellular component (GO): extracellular region; cytoplasm
Molecular function (GO): sphingomyelin phosphodiesterase activity
Source: RefSeq, a predicted model, not a curated record
AUGGGUCCGCGAGAGUCUCCUUUCUCCAGCUGCUUUUUGGGGAGUGUGGAUAUCAUAGUCAGAAGAAUCAUGAACUUCAGCUAUUGGUCCUUGAACAAGCUGCUGGCCUUGAAGCCAACCACAGCGGAGAAGCAGGCGUACCAGCGCCAGCGAUGCCUGCCAUAUGCCCUGUGGGUCUUAUGUAAGGGCCUCAUCUUCCUGUUGCUCCUGUUAGCCUCUUUACCUUCCACUGUGCUGUGCCUGCCGGUGUGGCUUCUCCUCCAGGUUGCCCGCCGUCCUUUUGCUUACCAGCACAUGCCCAGGCAGACUCCACCAGAAGAGUGGAUGCUUCCUGGUAAGGCCAAGCACUUCCACUUUGUCAGUUCCAACGUUUGCCUCCUGCCUGACGGCUUGGCCAAAUACAGUAACCUGGGACAGACCCAGGAGCGUUCGGAACAGAUUGCCCAAGGAUUUGUGCAGGCUGCAAGCCGCGUCGUUCCACCGUGUGAUGCAAACUCCAGAGGCAACUUCUACAAUGGCUUUGACAUCUCCAUUGGGAAGACGUACGGGGCCACCGAAUCCAGCUCCUAUAGGAUUGACGUUGAUACGGCCAUCAAGAUGCCCCUUGAUGAGGAAAAGGCCACUUCGCCAUGGGAGAUCAUUGCCUCCUUUCCCCCAAAUGUAGACUUUUUGUGCCUGCAGGAGGUUUUUGACGAGGAUGCAGCAGCCUGCCUGCGCCAAUCCCUUGGCCCCUACUAUGAGCACAUCAUCUACGAUGUGGGCUUCUAUGGUUUCAUUUGCUGCUCUGCCUUGAAAUGGCUCAGUUGCUCAAAACUCUGUGGCUACUGGAAACGGCUCAACUGCUUGAAACUGCUCAACAGCGGGCUUUUCCUGGCCAGCCGUUACCCUGUGCUGGCUGUGCAGUACCACUGUUACCCCAAUGGUAGAAACUUGGAUGCCCUUUCUGCCAAAGGAUUGCUCUGUGUUCAGGUUCAGCUGGGAGUUUCCCAAGGGCAAAGGAUUGUGGGAUACAUAUACUGCACCCACCUUGAUGCCAACACAGGUGGUGCGCAGAUCCGGUGUGACCAGCUAAAGCAAGCUCUGCAUUGGACAAAGCAGUUUCAGGAGACAAAUGCUCAGCGAGGAGACAUUGUGGCCUUUGAUGUCUUCUGUGGGGAUUUAAACUUUGACAACUGUUCUUCAGCUGAUGAGUUGGAGCAAGUUCAUGAGAUCUUUAACCUAUACACAGAUCCAUGUCGCAUUGGGCCGCAGCAGGACAAGCCCUGGGCUCUUGGCACUAUGAUGAACUCUCUAAAGAUCUAUGAUGAGGCAGUUGCAACCCCAGAGAACAUGAAGAGGACGUUGGAGGAUGAAAAGGAGAGGGGAAAGUACCUGGAAGGCCCCAUUCUGGCAGAUGGGCAGCCUGACCUUUCAGCAGUCUGGAGUGAGGGACGCCGCCUGGACUAUAUCCUUUACCAGGAGCACCAUGGCCCUGGGGAACUGAAAGUGGCUGUGGAGAAAUUCUCCUUUGUCACCAAGCUGGCCAGCUGCUCCGACCACUUGCCUGUGGGUCUGCAACUCUCUGUGGCUCCGAUGGCACAUUCCACAGUGUGA